CGUGUCGUGUGCUUCUCCACGCACCUGUGUCUACUCUCUCGUGACUUCUAUCACUUGAAAAACCGUCACAAGUAGUUUAAAAGAAGAUUAUAAUAUCAACAUGAGAAAAAAAUAUUUUCUUCACACAUUUUAUUGAAUUUACAGUAAAAUGCAUUAUUAUAAAAUAAAGACUAUUAUUAAUAAAAUUAUUACUUAGGAUUAAGUGGUGUUUUGUAAAAAUCAACUUUUUAAAAAUUUUCACUUGUUGGAUUUGAAGAGGGUGAAUUUUUUUUCGUGACAAAAAUAGUGGUGUUUAAUCAAACUAUCUUCAAUUAUACAGUCUAAUUAAUUAACUAAUCGGUGUAAUUAAAUAAUUAAUUAAAUUGUAGUAUAAGUGUGGUAAUUCAUUUUGAAUAGAACUUGAUUAAAACUGAAAAUAGACUUCUUUAUAAAUUGAUUUUUAGUUAUUGAGUGAAGUGUUAUAAUAAAGAGAAACGUCAUAUUCGAUUGGGGCUCGCGUUUAAUAAGCAUCCCUAUGUCUUUCGAAAGCCCUACCAAGAAUUUUAUGAGGGGAAAUACUGCAGACAAGGAUCGAUGAAUGAUGUUCUGAGGAAAGUAGAAACUGAUUAAUCGACAAGAAGUGAGAAACAUCAUGAGGAUAGCUUUAAUUUUAGUGAGUCUCGUAUUCGAGAUUCAUCUCUAUUUUAUAGAAACUCAAGCCAAGCAACACGAAACGAAUGAUGACAAUGCAUUAAUCCCAGUGGAAAAUGAGGAAAAAAUAGGAGAGGAGACAUUGGGUGGUGAUUCUGUAAGAGAAGUGGUAGCACAGAAAGGAGGCACAGCCACUCUUCCAUGUAAAGUUACAGAUCCAGUGGGAGGAAUUGUGUCGUGGUUGAGAAGAAGAGACAGGCAAUUGCUGACUGUGGGCACUACUACUCAUUCGGUCGAUAACCGAUUUAUGAUUCGGUCACUCAGCUCCGAUUGGGCUCUCGUAAUACGACGAGUUACAUUCGAGGAUGCUGGUCUUUAUGAAUGUCAGAUUGCAACUUAUCCAAUUCAACAGCAAUUUGCGAAUCUAAAAAUAAUAGAAGCUUAUUCAAUAAUACCAGGAGGUCCUGAUCUCCAUGUCAAACAAGGUUCCAGUCUUCGGCUGGAAUGUCAGCUGAUGGCAGCAACAGAACCACCAAAUUUUGUCUUUUGGUAUCAACAAGGUCGGAUGAUCAAUUACGAUGCAGAUCCUCAAGUUCAAGUAGAACUCACGAAGAAUGGGUCUAUUUUAAAAGUUGAAAAGACGAAGUUGAGUCAUGGGGGAAAUUACACGUGUGCUCCGAGCAACGCUAAAUCGUCGUCAGUAAUAAUUCAUGUGAUAGAAGAGGAAGAGAAGCCAGCCGCAAUGCACGGAGGUGACAGGAGAAACCCUAGCCCAGCAAUUUUGGCGAGUAACUUUCUUGCUUCUUUCUUGGCUGCCGUCAGCUGGAGGAUACCAAGUUUUUCAAGUCUUUAUCCAACGUGAACACACCGUCCUUUCUAAGUUGUUCGUGGCGAGAAGUCUAAUCCACCACGAGCAACGUUUAAUGUCAUGUGACUGUUGUGCCGUUCAUGAUUUUCUCUAGGACUAAUUAUCUAGAGAUACUUUUAAUUCACCUUCAAAAUUAUUUCAUUGUAAGAAUUUGCAUGAAAAUCGCUCCAACUUGCUUCCUCCUUGAAGUCGUUAACAGAUCAAAGAAAAUAUAAUAAAUCAUUAAGAAUAAAGAUACAGUUCAGUGAAACAUUUUUAUUUUAAGGGGUUAUUCUAGUUUCAUGACUUUCUCAAGAAUUCAUCAAUUAUUAAUCUUGGAGGGGAAACAGAACACUUGAUCCUUUUCAUUACUUGUUCAAAAGAUAUAUUUUUAUUUUAUUUAAUGUUUAAAAGUAUUGAUAAUAAAUUUAAUAUGGGACUGUAAGAAUAUAUUAUAUUUUUUUUAGUGCUAAAUUUAAUCUACUUUGAAAAUAUAAUGUAAGUAUGUAACAUAAAUGAAUAUUGUGA
This is a messenger RNA of Chelonus insularis, 2005 nucleotides long. Its product is annotated as neural cell adhesion molecule 2-like. Gene Ontology annotation, cellular component: neuron projection membrane. The record is from RefSeq and is a predicted model, not a curated record. Lineage: Eukaryota; Metazoa; Arthropoda; Insecta; Hymenoptera; Braconidae. Gene Ontology annotation, biological process: synapse organization. The transcript has 7 exons. Bases 632 to 1492 code for a protein of 286 amino acids.